GGAGCAGAAGUGAUCUAACCUGUCGCGCGCGCGCGUCCCCUAACCUCUUCGCUACACGGUACGGCGUGACACGACGGCACAUCCGCUCGGAUAGGAAAACUCGAGGCGGUUAUGCCCGCAUAACGCAAACGGGCCGGUCUACGUACAACGUUGUUUGUCGACAGACGCGCGGAUCGGCGGAGGCAGGCGCGGCACGACGCGAGUCGGCGACGGUGAUCGCGCGUAAAAAUGAAAUGGGGCAUUGGGUGAAAGUACUCGCGGCAGCGGCGGCGACGGCAGCGGCAACGGCAAGCGAGCGUGCGAGCGAGCCUACCUCUUAUAUCAGAUCAGUACGAAUGCUGCGCAACCUGUGGUCCCUUUGUCUUCUCUUAUCGCUGGUCACUCUAGCUCCAGCGUUGGAGAAUGGACUGGCCAGAACACCUCCGAUGGGAUGGUUAGCGUGGGAAAGAUUCAGGUGCAACACAGAUUGCAAGAAUGAUCCAGACAAUUGUAUAAGUGACCGUCUCUUCCGGACCAUGACAGAUAUUGUGGUGGCAGAAGGGUAUGCUGCAGUAGGAUAUGAAUACAUUAAUGUGGACGACUGUUGGUUGGAGAAAGAAAGGGAUUUAAAUGGACAACUUGUACCAGAUAGAGAACGAUUCCCAUAUGGCAUGAAGAGUCUGUCAGAUUACGUGCAUUCGAAAGGUCUCAAGUUUGGUAUCUAUGAGGACUAUGGUAACUACACUUGCGCUGGAUAUCCAGGUAUAUUGGGUUACUUGGAUAUAGAUGCUACCACAUUUGCUUCCUGGGAUGUGGAUUAUGUAAAGUUAGAUGGUUGUUACUCGCAUCCUGUUGAUAUGGAUAGAGGCUAUCCCGAGUUUGGGUAUCUCCUAAAUCAGACUGGAAAACACAUGAUAUAUUCAUGCAGCUGGCCUGUUUAUCAAAUUUAUGCAGGUAUGAAGCCGAAUUACACCUCGAUUGCAGAAAACUGCAAUCUCUGGCGCAACUUCGACGACAUCCAGGACUCAUGGGCCAGUGUAGAGAGUGUCAUCGAUUACUACGGUAACAAUCAAGACGCGAUUGUGUCCAAUGCCGGUCCUGGGCACUGGAAUGAUCCAGACAUGUUGAUUAUCGGUAACUUUGGUUUGAGCUACGAGCAGAGCAAAACGCAAAUGGCGAUCUGGGCUAUACUAGCGGCACCAUUACUCAUGUCUGUUGAUCUCAGGACGAUUAGGUCAGAGUACAAAGCCAUCUUGCAAAACAAAAAGAUUAUCGCCGUAGAUCAAGAUCCAUUGGGCAUUCAAGGUCGACGGAUAUACAAACACAAGGGCAUUGAGAUUUGGGCAAGGCCCAUCACCCCUGUUUACCAAAACUACUACUCGUACGCGAUCGCGUUCGUCAACCGACGAACGGACGGCACGCCGUCGGAUGUGUCGGUCACGCUGAAGGAGUUGGGUCUACAGUAUCCUGCAGGAUAUCGAGUGGAGGAUUUGUACGAGGACGUGGAUUAUCACGUGCUGACGCCACAGACCAAGAUUAAGGUUAAAGUGAACCCGUCAGGCGUAGUGAUACUGCGAUGUAAUCUGAAUAUAGACGACGUGUUUCGCUACUCGCCGUAUUCGUCCUUGAAUCAAGUCUUUAAACUUAGGCAAAAUUCAUUUGAAUGAUCGUACGUUUAACGUAUUAUCUUAAUUUCUAUCGGCGUUUUUAACACGCGCGCACGUGCGAGCGCGUUACGUUCUAUAUUAACAUAAUAUAUAAUAUAAG
Trachymyrmex septentrionalis is the source of this 1746-nucleotide messenger RNA. RefSeq names its product alpha-N-acetylgalactosaminidase. Gene Ontology annotation, cellular component: cytoplasm. Gene Ontology annotation, molecular function: alpha-galactosidase activity. Gene Ontology annotation, biological process: oligosaccharide metabolic process; glycosylceramide catabolic process; glycoside catabolic process. The transcript is spliced from 8 exons. The record is from RefSeq and is a predicted model, not a curated record. The coding region runs from base 234 to 1646 and encodes 470 amino acids. NCBI's taxonomy places the organism in Eukaryota, Metazoa, Arthropoda, Insecta, Hymenoptera, Formicidae.